ACGCGUUCCUUUUUUUUUUCUUUUCUUUUUCGUUUUUUUUCUGUCGAAUUUUCAAUGUGUGGACGUAGAAUUCACACAUUAAAUAUUAGUUUAUUUACUUAUUUAAAUUCGAUGUUGUGGUUUUGAUUUGUUCUUUGGAUCUGAUCUUCUUCCUUCCCCCUCUCCUUUUCAUCGACUGAAAAUUUCAUUAUUUAAAAAGUAAAAUUAAAAACAUAUAUUCAUUUUUUAAAAGAAAUUGAAUCAAUAAUUAGCAGCUCUUGUUCCUAUUCCCGUGGUUCCAACCUUUCUGUUCUCGAACCUCCCAAAUCUUCUUUCUUCUAAAUUUUCACCCAGUUUUUCUCUGCUCGAUCUUCUCAUCGUUUCUCGUUCCCUUCCGCGUAAAGAUUCCAUUUUCAAAAUACCCACAUGCUGUGAUUCUCUGUAUGCGAGUGUACCAACACGUGAUCCAUUCUUUUACAAGCAAAAGAAAAUAAAAAAAUUCAAUUUUUCUUUCUGGGGUGGCGAUUUUUCGAUCUGGGUAUGUGGAAGCUUGAGUGAGGAACAGUGGGUCGUGGUUGGUUGUAGCAGAUAGGCGAAGCAGAAGCAGAGGCGGUGGCAGUGAUGGUUGUGGCGGUUCUGGUUGGAGAAGGUGGCGAAGCUGAGGGGAUGAAGAAAGAUCAAUAAUUUUAAAUCAGUUUUGGGAAAUAAUGCUGUAUCUGAAGCAGCCUAGAGUUCAGGAUAUGGGAUUGUAUUUUUGGGUUGUGGGAUUUUUGCAUUGUGUUGAUUCUGAAUUUUGGUAAUUUGGCACUCUUUGCAUGCCAGUUUGGUAGUUUCCCUGAGCCUGAGGCUCGGGGGAUCUGAGUAUCAUACAGAAAGUCAUGGCAUCGUCAGAGAAGGAACCUUUUUCUCACUCUCCUUCUGCCUCUGACGAAACCCCUCCUCCUCCUUCCAAUCUUUGUAUGCAGAAAUUUAGGCUAUAUGAGACUCGAUCGAACUUUUACAUGAUAGGAAGGGACAAGAGUAGGACAUAUUGGAGAGUAUUAAAGAUUGACCGUCAAGAUCCUUCUGAGCUAAAUGUGCGUGAAGAUUCAACCACAUAUACAGAAAGUGAAUGUUCUGAUCUUUUGAGACGUAUACAUGAGGGGAACAAGUCCACCGGUGGUUUGAAAUUUGUUACAACUUGUUAUGGAAUUGUUGGUUUCAUCAAAUUUUUGGGGCCUUACUACAUGCUGCUUAUCACGAAAAGAAGGCAAAUUGGUGCAAUAUGUGGUCAUGCAGUAUAUGCCGUCUCAAAGAGCGAGAUGAUUCCAUUGCCAAAUUCUUCAGUUCGAUCUAACAUCAUCAAUUCUAAAAAUGAAAACAGGUACAAGAAGCUCCUAUGCAUGGUCGACCUUACAAAGGACUUCUUUUUCAGCUACUCAUAUCACAUUAUGCGUAGUCUUCAAAGGAACAUGUGUGAUAGUGAGACAGGCCAUGUUCUUUAUGAGACCAUGUUUGUUUGGAAUGAGUUUUUAACUCGAGGUAUUAGGAAUCACCUCCAGAAUACUAUUUGGACAGUUGCACUAGUGUACGGCUUUUUUAAACAGGAAACACUUAUGAUAUCUAGACGGGAGUUCGUACUUACACUCAUUGCAAGACGAUCCCGUCAUUAUGCUGGCACUAGGUAUUUGAGGCGAGGCGUUAAUGAGAGGGGCAGAGUAGCAAAUGAUGUUGAGACAGAACAAAUAGUCUUUGAGGAUGUUCCAGAAGGACUUCCCAUCCAAAUAAGCUCUAUCAUCCAGAACCGUGGUUCAAUCCCUCUUUUCUGGUCACAGGAAACUUCAAAACUGAAUAUUAAACCAGAUAUUAUAUUAUCAAAGAAGGAUCAGAAUUAUCAAGCCACCAGACUUCAUUUUGAAAAUCUUGUCAAAAGAUAUGGGAACCCCAUUAUUAUUUUGAAUUUAAUAAAGACGCAUGAGAAAAAGCCUCGUGAGUCCAUACUUCGUUCGGAGUUUGCUAAUGCCAUAGAUUUCAUUAAUAAAGAUUUAUCCGAGGAGAACAGACUUAGAUUCCUUCACUGGGAUCUGCACAAACAUUUUCAGAGCAAAGCUACAAAUGUCUUGCAGCUUCUUGGCAAAGUGGCUGCAUAUGCCUUGACAUUAACAGGUUUUUUCUAUUGCCAAGUGACACCAACCUUGAGACUAGAAGAAUGUGUUAAGUGGCCAAUUACAGAUUUUGCAUGUAGCAAUGUUGAUAAGGGAACUUUUUCACCUACUAAAAAUCAUGAUGAUGAUGAUAAGGAGGAUGACAAUUUAGAGAGGAAACCAAGUGAAGGAAACAAUGUUCCCAGUGAAAACCAUUCUGUCAAACAACCCAUGUUGCAGAGGGGAGUGCUUAGGACCAACUGCAUAGACUGCUUGGAUCGCACAAAUGUUGCGCAAUAUGCAUAUGGGUUGGCUGCUCUUGGCCACCAGCUCCACGCUCUGGCAGUUAUUGACCACCCAAAAAUUGACCUUGAUGAUCCUGUAGCUGAUGAUUUGAUGGGGUUUUAUGAGCGGAUGGGUGAUACACUUGCACAUCAGUAUGGUGGUUCUGCUGCACACAACAAGAUUUUCUCUGAGAGGAGGGGCCAGUGGAGAGCUGCAACACAGUCUCAGGAGUUUUUUAGGACUCUUCAACGCUAUUACAGCAAUGCAUACAUGGAUGCUAUGAAACAAGAUGCAAUCAAUGUAUUCCUGGGGCAUUUUCAGCCACAACAGGGUAAGCCUGCUCUAUGGGAACUGGGUUCAGAUCAGCACUAUGAUGCAGUGAGACUUGGAGAUGAUGAUGCAAGGUCAUUUUUCAAAAGAUCCUUCUCAGAUGGAAACAUUCUUGAUGAAAGUUCUACACCUAUGUCAGCCCCAAAUUCCAAGCACGAAAAAUUCUCAAACCCAGGUUUACCAGACCGAUCAGGAGAAGGAAGCAAGGGUUUUUGUGAGUCAUCACCUGAAAUAUCUACUUCUGAGUGUGACAUUUCACUUUCAAGGUUCACUCCCUCAAUGCCUCGGAGACAGCUUUUUGGAGACAUGCAAAGAGAGCGCUACCUGGAAAGCGAACAUAUUUACUAUUCUGAGCAUGGAGAUUCCUUCAGCUGCUCCAACUUUGUUGAUCUGGAUUGGCUAUCUUCUUCAGGAAAUUCAUGUGAAGAAGAGCCAUUUGAAAGAUCUUCAAUUACCAACUCUCCAAUUGCCGGAGUUUCUUCAGAAAAUGUUGUCAAUGGAAUGAUUGUAGGAGAAACAACUGCCUCCACUAGUGACUGGGGGAGCUCCAGCCUAAAGGGAAGGGAGCAGACUGAACCAGAGUUAUCCUACACAAAUGCAGAGUCCAAUGCACCGGAGGAAUUUCCAGAUACUUUUGUAAACUGGGUGACAUAUGGACAGACACUUUGCCAUUGAAGUUUUGCAUAUGAUCUUUUGCACUAAUAUAUAGGUGACAUUUUUUUGGCUUGGUCUAAAAGAUGCUGAUUAGAAGAGACUAGAGAGAGCUUAUCAUAAGGAACCGGGUAAAGGAAAGAAUCAAGCAUUUUGGGCUCUGUAUGGUGCGAUCAUUCUUGGGGUUGACAUGCGGCAGCAUUAAGUCUGUUGUGGAAGUCUCAGUCAAGUCCUGAAAGCAUAGUAGAAAAUAGUGCAUAGCAUGUGGUUGUAAAAUUCUUUGCUGUCUUCUCUUUUUGGUUGUUUUCCUGAACUUCAAUGUUUCCAUCCUCUUUCCCCAGUUAUAGUAGGCGCACUUUUUGUAAAUAUCAUUACCGUGGUUCUGGGAGCUCUACUUUUAGAAUUGUAGAUAAAUUGAUUCUUUUAAAUAACUUUGCUUAUUGUAACGUAUAAUGUAGUAGUAGCACUCAUACGCAUGGUCACACUAAUCUGCUUCUGCCUUGGUGCGGUUCUUUCGAGUUGAUGUUUUGAAGUUCUUACGAGGAGCAAUGCCCUUCAAGCUCUUAAAACUUGUUUUAAAUUUUGAGCGUGUAUCGAGUGGCGCCUUGCGCUACAGCGCCGUUAACCAGUGAAUUAAGCAUUUAUUUGAUUUAAUACGAUUUAGUCCGACUAACUGAAUCAUGCCAGUUCAAUUCGUUGCUCAACUCAUUUCAUUUCAAAAUAUCUUGUAUCUAUUCAUUGUGAUAUUUUCUGAAUUUUUAUGUAAAACUAUAAAUGCCAUACUUAUCAAGGAGUUUUUUUUAUUUAUUAUUUGAUCAAUCAGCCCAGUUUUAAGAAGUUUCUUUCAAGUCAAAGCAUGCUUGCGCACCUUAAAAGAGUUGCAUUAUCAACUUGGCACAAUUAAAGGAAUUUAGCUUAACAUUAAACAUUUAGGGAUAAAACAAAGAUGCAGAAGUAAUUUCUCAAGUUGAAAACAUUACUAAGCAAAUCGAAAUCUGGAUAAACUUACUAUUUGAUCCCUACAAAUUAAAGAAAUAAACUUGCACAAGUAACAUUUAAAAUUUUCCCAUUAAAUAAUUCACCUCAAAUGGAUUAUUCCCUUCUAUUCUUUUUGUAAAAAAUAAUUAUCAAUAUUCUUUAUCUUAGGAUGUUUUAUUUUAAUGCUAACAUUAAUUUUUAUAUAGAUUAAUUGCUAAAUUUUUACCCCUUUAUUUAUUAUAAAUUUUAUACCUAUAUAAAUUAAGAUAUUCAUUCAUUUAAUAAUAUAAAUUGACUAUAAAUUGCCAAUUGACCCUUUUAGUAUUUGUAAUACUUUCAAGUACCGUAUAAGUUUAUAAUAUAUAGCGCGUAGGUCUCCGUUAGAUCUUUAAUUCUCUUAAAAAAGAUAGGAGUAUUUAUCGCACGUACUGCCACCAUGCCGUGUCCAUACUAGAAAACGUCUCUUUACCCCUUCAACUCCCAACUCCGGAUUUCUUCUUUAACAACUCCUAAAAU
Abrus precatorius (Indian licorice) is the source of this 4862-nucleotide messenger RNA. Its product is annotated as phosphoinositide phosphatase SAC3. The record is from RefSeq and is a predicted model, not a curated record. Gene Ontology annotation, molecular function: phosphatidylinositol-3,5-bisphosphate 5-phosphatase activity. Gene Ontology annotation, biological process: phosphatidylinositol dephosphorylation. Bases 858 to 3392 code for a protein of 844 amino acids. Gene Ontology annotation, cellular component: intracellular membrane-bounded organelle. The transcript has 16 exons. NCBI's taxonomy places the organism in Eukaryota, Viridiplantae, Streptophyta, Magnoliopsida, Fabales, Fabaceae.